This is a messenger RNA of Truncatella angustata, 3042 nucleotides long. RefSeq lists its product as uncharacterized. The coding region runs from base 1 to 3042 and encodes 1013 amino acids. The transcript has 2 exons. The record is from RefSeq and is a predicted model, not a curated record. Lineage: Eukaryota; Fungi; Ascomycota; Sordariomycetes; Amphisphaeriales; Sporocadaceae.
AUGACUGCCAAACAGAGCCAGGAGGAGGGUGACCUUUUCCCCAUCACCAAAGACCUGCCAGCCACUCCUUCGUCAGAUCACAUACCUACCGGCCCGAAGCGCAGCAUGACUCCUCGUGGACUUCUCUUUCCCAAUCUCGACGAAGCUCAUCGCAAAAUCACCUCCCGUCUAGGACCGAAUAAUCUUUUCAGCAAAUCGUCCGCCGAAGGGGAGUUUAGCUCGGACAUAGGCUUGCAGGAGCUUUGCAGCCCCACGUCAGUCGACGGACUUCUCAGUCAGGAAACACCAGAGGCUUCUGGGGCGCCAUGUCAACAUGUUUCUGAUCUUGUGUCACCCAUUCCAUUCCGCUCCAUGGCAGGCAGAUCUUUGACCGACCGGCAGAGUAUUGCACAGCUCUUCAGAAAGCGUACAGAUAAGGAUGUUGUCGCAACCACCAUCACAACCGUAAGUGACAACGGUGGCAAAGAUGUCCAACACCACAACAUUACUGACAGCACCGUUGGCCAUAUUGUUGACCAGUAUACUGCAAGCACCGAUGACCAGUCAUCGUCCGCCCAUGGCGGCUCGGAGCUUGCAUACACAUUUGAGCCGCUUAAUCGCACACAAGGAGCUGCUACUCGACAAGGAUUUCGUGGCGAGGAAGACCGCAUUGGGAGGAGGGUAAGCAGAAACGUCUGCCGUGAGACAAGCUCUCCCCCUCAGCUUCGAAUCUUGGGAAUUCCAAACGAAGCACAAAAAACUUCCGAAUUUAUCGGGUCCCGGUCGGAGAACGAAUUCGAAAACGAUUGCUUGAGUCAGUCAGAUCCGGAACGAUGUGCAUCCACUUUGGUCCAUCCAAGUCCAUCCCCUCGGGCGUCCAGUUUUGGGGCUCUAGAUGGCUUUGAUGCAGAAUGGUUGACGGAUAAUGAUUCUGUUCGCGUUAUGGGAGGUCGGCGAGAAGUCACUCAGAGCCUAGUACCCCAACCAUUACGAAUCCCAUCGAAUCGAAACAGAAAGGUCGCUGGAGAGUCCUCUUUAAACCCUUUUUGGAGCGAUUUCGACACGUCUUUGACAUCUGGAGCUGCAGAUGCUUCGAUUUCAUCUCACGAUGACCCCUUCAAGUAUGAUAAUGACCAUUACCAACGUAUGCGGCAGCUUGGAAAGGAGAGAGAGGUCAGCUGUGCGUUGAGACGUAUUAGUCUCUCAGGAACGCUUAGUGGAAUAUUGAGGACCAGUGACACAUGUCCUCAAAAGAUCUCGAAUGCGGAAUGUUUACCGCAGAAGACAUCUGACGAGCGACUACACCAUCUUGCAGAAGACCGGUGUCAAGAAGGAAGCUUCUUUGAUCCGGUUGCUUUUCGGGCUCUGCAUGGUGACAGCCCAUACAACCCCAAUACUGACAUCAGAGUGGUUAUCAAUAAGAGCUCAGAACUCACUCUCAACCAGAAAGUCGGUAAAUCUGAACGCAGCAAAUUCGGGCUGUCCAUAGAAAGAAGCCACCGCGACCCAGACCGGUCUCCCUACAGCCAGGUAGCCGAUGGGGACUGGGUCACUGAAGCGACAAGUGAAUCCGAUUGUGACGUUACCCCGGGCAAUGGUAGUCUCGGUCAGGGUAUCAAAGCAACUGGAAGCAGUAUUGCAGACUAUUCAGACGACGCUUACACAGAUGCUUUGCCAAGAUUUAGUUCGAGAGAGCGCAUUAUAGAGCACCCAUACGAUCCUGCUGAGUCCUAUGAGAUGCAAGAUCUAAAAAAUACGAAGCGACCGGCCUCUCCAAGAACAUACGUCUCGCGCUUCAAUGGAUUCGGACAAAAUAGCUCACGUUUCGACUCGACUCUCCCCAAACAAGUGAGCUCACAACCCGGCUUAUUCAAUCCUUUCCGCCGUGACUACAAACGAGCGGAGCCAAGCAGUUAUUUCACCUACAAACCGGACCACACUGCACGAGCCAAAUACGAGUUCCGUGAUUCAACAUCCACGUGUGCUCCUCCCGUCGAUAGCAGUCGAGCAGUUUGUGGGACUCAGAGUGCACUUCUGUCUACAUCAAUGGCCUCAAACAAUACUGCAGAACUACUGGAUGACAAUACAUAUCCUCUUUCUGUGCCAAGAGAGGUUGUCACAGAAACUCACAAGCACAAACGUGGACAUUUUCGUCACCCAGCUAUGCUUAAUAUUCCUAAAUCUCCCUACCAAAGUACACCAACAUCGCAGCACAGUGAGGGAUACCAGCCAUCUCCCAGGGUAGCGAAUACUUUCUCUGACGCUCCUACCUCUACAUCAUCGAAAUUCUCUUUCAGAUUGCUUGACCUCUCAGAAGCGCAGGAAAUGCAAAGAAUUCGACGCGCAAGCGAGGACACCAACAAGACUGAAUCGACAGUAAAAGGCAAGCGCUCUCUCAGCGAAGCAUUAUCCGCGCGUCCAGGAUUUACUCCUCUCCCUCUCCCUUCGGCUGCUUACAUGCGGAGAGGUCACCGUGUCCGGCAUGGUUCACAUCUAUCCUCAACUUUCACACCACCUUGGCAAACUGCUCAUGUCGAAGAUACUCCGGACUUGAGUGAGUGGACACCACUGGAUGCCUCCGCUUCGAGGUCUCUGACAAUGCCUCAUGGCACAGCUGCGGACACACCCACAGCAUCAAAGAGAAUUCCCUUUCAGCAGAACCGAUAUAACCGCCGUGGUGACCAUCUCAACUUUACAUUACCCAACGACAAACGAACUCGGCCUGGGCCAUCGGACAGAACACUACAUAGCAUCAUGAACAGAGAUAUCGAGGCCGUGCGUGCAGCGGAAGACCACUACGUCUCGUACAAAGCGAAGUCGCGACGACAGCUAUUCUUCUACGCGAUGCUUUGUCUUAGUAUCUUGCCUUUCUUCGCCAUAUUGGUACUCAAUGGAAACUUCGACAAUUCUCUGUCUUGGUUGACCCAGGGAGAGGUCUAUAAACUCACCAAGAAGCAGCGGAAGGUCAUCAAGAUAUUCUUUGUCGCAGAGAUCGUUGUUUACGCUUCCCUGGUUGCAGCAAUCAUUGCGUACUACGUCACCGCGAGCAAAGACCACCAUUGA